GCACACUUGGCACGGAGCUCAGUUACUGCCAAGUGGUCAGUGUGAGUGGUGCUCCCAGGGCAGGACGAGCCUUCUGGUGAAUGGAAAGGAAGGCCUCAGCCGGAGAAUGUGCCCUCCAGUCAGAGCAUCAAGAUCAUCUCGGCAUGGAAAUGGAAGUGGAGGUGGAAGUGGAUGGAUUGAUGAUGGAGAUGGAGAUGGCAGAGGAAGUAAGCCACUCUAGACAUGAAUCGUGAAUCAGCGGCGCAUUCAACGUCAACACGUAAUCCCCGCAAGGACUCCUUCUCGUCGUUCUCAUCAUCUGCGUCGAGGUGGAGGCAUCAUAAUAAUGCCCCCGAUUAAAGAACAAAAAGCCAGGCUGAAGUGCUGCAAGUCAUUUGUGUGCUCAUUGUGCAAACAGAUCCCGGGUCCUUGUUCCUGGUUCCUGCGCCGGAAACGCUUUAAGAGCCCCGCCAGCCGAGGGCUUAGUGCGGGCACAUAAUGUCUGCUAAUAUUUGAAGAGUGCGUCGCAUUAAUUGACAUGAAAGAGUCACGAAAAAUAAAAAAUAAAAAUGCUAAAAGAAAAGGACCACCGAGUGCAGCCAACAGAAAAGGAUGUGCGCCUCCUAAUGAGUGCACGACAAAGCGGAGCCUUCUUGAUGGCAUGGUCAACCAGUCGAUGCCCGACGCCUACAAAGCCCGGAUGUUGGUGACUCGUGCCCUGAGCGUUUGGGAAUACCACUCGAAGCUGACAUUCCGCGAGGUCUACAGCGACCAGGCCGACAUCCAGAUACUCUUUGCACGGCGCCAGCACGGCGAUGGCUAUCAAUUCGAUGGACCUGGUCAGGUGCUGGCCCACGCCUUCUAUCCCUCCGAGGGGCGUGGCGGAGAUGCCCACUUCGAUGCCGACGAGACCUGGAACUUUGACAGCGGAACCCAUAAUAGGCGCGGAACCAAUUUUCUGAACGUGGCCCUGCACGAACUGGGUCAUUCUCUGGGACUGGGCCACUCCUCGGACCCGAAGGCGGUCAUGUUUGCGUGGUACCAGGACAUUGACGUGGAGGGAAAACUGCCCGACGACGAUCGCAACGGCAUCCAGGAGUUGUACGGCUCCAGGGAGAAGACCUGGGGACCCUACAGACCACAAACCACACCAACCACAACAACCACGACGACCAUGCGCACGAUGGUUUACCGGGCAGAUAAUCCGCCCUACCGCCCCUGGUACGAUCCCAGCAAGAAUCCCAACAAGGAACGUAAUUGGGCCAGGGAGCGCCAGGAGGAGGAGCGGAGGCGUAAGGAACAGGAGUGGAGGCGUCAGGAACAGGAGCGAGAAGAGCGGGAGCGAGAAGAACAGGAGCGAGAAAAGAAGGAGCGAGAAGAGCAGGAGCGAGAAGAGGAGGAGCGAGAAGAGAAGGAGCGAAAGAAGCAGGAGCGUCAGAAACAGGAGCGAGAAGAGAAGGUGCGACAGGAGCGGAGGCGUCAGGAACAGGACCGAGAAGAGCAGGAUAAUCGCCGACGCGAAAGAGAACGUGACCGCCAAUAUGAGAAAGAGCAAAGAGAGCGGCACGAGCGACAGGAGCGGUUGAACCGGGAACGUAAGAAUAGGGAGCGGUAUGGAGUCCGGGCACCAGUUACUCCUCCAAGCACGACCACCAUGAGACCCACCCGCAAGCCAUAUUACACCAUUGUUCACCAGCAGAACCACCACCAUAAAAAGCAGCGGAAACUCAAGCCGGACACCUGUAUGACUAGCUACGAUGCCAUCUCGAUGAUCCGCAGCGAACUGUUCAUCUUCCGGGGACCGUACCUGUGGCGCAUUGGAAAAUCGGGUCUGUAUCCUGGCUAUCCCACGGAGAUCAGGAGACAGUGGUCCGCUCUGCCCGUGAAUCUCACCCAGGUGGAUGCUGUUUACGAGAACCAACAAGGACAUAUUGUGUUCUUCAUAGGUCGCCAGUAUUAUGUAUUCAACUCGGUAAACCUGGAACCUGGCUACCCAAAACCACUUGUCAGUAUGGGUCUGCCGCCCACUUUGACCCACAUCGAUGCCGCCUUCGUUUGGGGCCACAACAACCACACCUUCUUGACCAGCGACACACUGUACUGGCGCAUCGACGACAAUACGGGGGAGGUGGAGCCUAGUUAUCCGCGGGACAUGAGCCUCUGGUCGGGAGUGGGCUACAAAAUCGAUGCGGCAUUCCAGUACAAGGAUGGCAAGACGUACUUCUUUAAGAAUCUGGGCUACUGGGAGUUCGACGACGAUCGCAUGAAGGUGGCCCAUGCCAGGCCUAAGCUGUCGGCGCCAAAGUGGAUGCAGUGCGCUCGGGGCUCUAACGAGGUGGACGACGAGCUGCGCUGGACGGCUCCCUUGGUAUCCGCGGAGAACGAAGAUGGGGAAACGGGGAGAAGCGGCUCCAGGGAGCUAAGGAUCAACCUCAUCCUUAUUUCGAUCCUUUUGCUAGCCAUCGCGACUUGGCGGAGUUAAGAUUAAAUAUGGAUGGUAGCUUAAAAAAUGCCUAGAAUUAAGAACAAUGGUUCGCCUCAAAUUUUUCACAAAAAAUUAUGGUUUUCGAAAUAAAAGCAGGUAAAGCUAGUAUUCAACGUCUCGAUUAAACAGCUGCUGCAAAAUACUUAAGCUAAAAAAAAGUGAAACUCAAAUAUAAAGACGACACCGAGCGGCCUUUUCUUAGAUUUAAGGCAAAUAAAUCAGUAGACCACAUAGUCGCACAUAGAUGACUAAUCUGCGCCAACUUAUUCGAUUUAUUUAUGGACACUUGCCAAUUGGGCACAGUGGCGCCAUCUAUUGGACAAAUAGCAGGGCUGUUUUACCAGAUCUAUACACCCGUACAUACAUAUAAGAAAAUGCACAAGACUAUAGUCUACUUAAACGUAAAAAUAAAUGUUUCUAUUUGUAUACAGAAAGCAUCGAAAUUCGAGACCACUACUGCCUUAUGAAUAAGUAAUAGCAAUGACUUUUAUUGAAGAAAGUUGGACGGUAUAUUCCGCUUUUCUUGUUUCGACGAACCUUUCUAAUUAUUUAUAUAUAAAUGUGAUAUUAUCAUAAAUUCUGAACGAUUGUUAACAAAAUGUAAACUGAACAAAACAAUAACCUUACCUUUUGGUUAGUUUUUAGUUAUAUUUACAUAAGAUACUUAAGCUGCGAACUAUAAUUUUCUACACGUUUUUUACCCAAACAAAACUAUAUAAAUAAAGAAAUAUA
Molecule: messenger RNA, 3196 nt
Organism: Drosophila erecta
Lineage: Eukaryota; Metazoa; Arthropoda; Insecta; Diptera; Drosophilidae
Gene: Mmp2
Product: matrix metalloproteinase-2
Exons: 6
Coding region: 518-2461 (647 amino acids)
Biological process (GO): proteolysis; extracellular matrix organization; collagen catabolic process
Cellular component (GO): extracellular matrix
Molecular function (GO): metalloendopeptidase activity; zinc ion binding
Source: RefSeq, a predicted model, not a curated record